AUGAUAAUGAAGCUCAUGGUUGAAAUCAACAAACGCCAGAUAAGAAGAGCAACCGGAGUCGGCAUAAAAAUGGGUGGUUUGAAAGCGGUGGCAGUCAUCACCGGCGGCGAAAACUCCGUCAAAGGGUCUCUUCAGUUCUUCCAGGAAGCCAAUGGGGUAACUCAUGUGAGUGGUAAGAUAACAGGGCUCAAACCAGGUCUUCAUGGAUUCCAUAUUCAUGCUCUUGGUGAUACCACUAAUGGCUGCAUCUCCACAGGACCUCAUUUCAAUCCAUUAAAGAAUGAUCAUGGAGCUCCUCAAGAUGAUGUACGCCAUGCAGGCGAUUUGGGUAACAUUGUUGCUGGUGAAGACGGAGUUGCUAAUGUAUCAAUUGAGGAUAAACAUAUUCCACUAAGUGGGCAGCAUUCCAUUCUGGGGAGGGCAGUUGUUAUUCAUGCUGAUCCUGAUGAUCUUGGAAGAGGUGGACAUGAACUUAGCAAGACAACCGGUAAUGCUGGUGCUAGAGUUGGUUGUGGUGUUAUUGGGCUUCAAUCUUCUGUGUAAACUAAGCUAAGAGGAGUACUGGAGUAGGAAGAAUCCUAAAACCAUGGUGGAUAUAGAUAGAGUAAUCAAUUUUUAUGUACUCUUUCCAUGGCUAAUAUAUUCAAAAUGAAUCGGGGAGAGUUAAUCCAAUGGUGUGU
Lactuca virosa is the source of this 680-nucleotide messenger RNA. Lineage: Eukaryota; Viridiplantae; Streptophyta; Magnoliopsida; Asterales; Asteraceae. The record is from the annotation of a GenBank genome assembly.